Molecule: messenger RNA, 4246 nt
Organism: Salvelinus namaycush (lake trout)
Lineage: Eukaryota; Metazoa; Chordata; Actinopteri; Salmoniformes; Salmonidae
Product: piggyBac transposable element-derived protein 4-like
Exons: 6
Coding region: 657-2639 (660 amino acids)
Source: RefSeq, a predicted model, not a curated record
CCUGUCCUGAAACAAGAUGGCUGUUCUGGGCUGCUUUUAAACCUGUCCUGAAACAAGAUGGCUGUUCUGGGCUGCUUUUAAACCUCUACAGGAUCAGUGUCCUGAAAUCUGGACAGCUGCUGCUCAGUAUGUGACUAGAAAGGCAUUCUAAACAACUUUCCGGGACAUCGACAUGUCUUAUAUCAUCAGAAAGCUUAAAUGUUUGUUAAUCUAACCGCAGUGUCUAAUUUACAGUAGUUUAUACAGCGGGACAAAAUACCAUGCUAUUGUUUGGGGAUAGUGCACAACAUCAGAAUACUUAUCAAUGCAACUUGUUUGAUACAUUCACCUCUGACAUAUUGGCUACACAACACGUCAAUUAGCCUAAUGAAGGUAAGCCACUGUUAGGCACCAAUGAGACCAGCGGUGUUCACUUGAUUGACAGAGUCUUGGUCCAAGGACCACCUAUCAUUUUGAAAGCGAUCUAGCUAGAUAGCCAAUGAGCUGGGCUUUCCAGCAGCAUGUGAACGCCUUUUGUACUACAAACAACCAUCAUGCUAGAGCUGUGGGCAACAGUGUUCAUUCUCUGGUGAAAGCAAACAGGACUCACGUUGGUUAAUGAUACGCAGUGGUUCGUUCUCUUCUACAAACUUUUCUCAAAACUAAAAAACGAAAACAUGGCUACUACUAGUGGAAAAGCUACAUCGAAGUCCAAGUUUACAAAUUUGGAUGAGAACAUUGCAGAAAUGGACUGGGAGAGUGACACAGAACUCAUGGAUGAGGACUCCAUGAGUGAGUACAGUUUUGAUUCCAGUGAGGAAGAAAUGUUUUUGGAAGGAGAAGAUCCACUUUUAGAUCAAGGUAGAGACUCCGAUGACCUCUGGGAGCCAUCUCCAAAGAAACCACAUUCAAGUCCAUCCCACACUCAUUCAAACAUAGGAACUGGCUCCUCCAGUCUGACCCCCGCUGCUGUCUCUGGCUCCACAGCCACCCGGCCAUCUAGAGGUGUUAUGAGUCCAGACCAGAAGCGGAGGAGGGCCAGUGUACCAGCGGCAACUACCACCGAGGGAGAGGACCGUUGGCGCACUGUGCUAGAGGAUGAUGUAGAGCCACUUCGACCAACAUUUCGACCUAAAAGGCAGCCAGGACCUCAGCUGGACAUGACUGGAAAGUACAGCCCCCUUAAUCUUUUCCAGAUGUUUUUCUCCUCGUCAGUUCUUGAUUUGCUUGUGUCGAACACCAACAAGUAUGGGGCUAAGAAGCAAGCAGGCAAGAAAGAGGCAUGGAAGCCCAUUUCCAUCCAAGACCUGUACUGUUACAUCUCACUGGUAAUUUAUAUGGGGAUUGUGAAGUUGAAAAACCUGACGGACUACUGGAGAAGCUCAAGACUCUACCAACUGCCUUUCCCCGCAACUAUCAUGUCUUGUAAGAGGUUUCUGACCGUCUCGCGGGCGCUUCAUAUUAGUGACCCACAAGCUGACGACAACAAUGACAAGAAGAAGGGCACAGCAAGCUUUGAUAGGCUCUGCAAAAUCAAACCUCUCUACUCCAGCAUUGUUGAGGCCUGCAAGACCCAUUUUCAGCCUUCCCAGAACCUGUCCAUCGAUGAGAGGAUGGUAGCCUCAAAGGCCAGAAUUGGCAUCAAGCAAUAUAUGCCUAACAAGCCAACAAGAUGGGGUUACAAGCUGUUUGUUUUGGCAGAUUCUGCAUGUGCCUACACUUGGAAUUUCUUUGUGUAUGAGGGGAAGUCCAUCUCAGCCACCGGUAUGGGACUUGGUUAUGAUUCCGUAAUGAAAUUAUUGGAUUUUCCACUGCUGGGGACGGGCUACAAAUUGUUUGUGGAUAACUUUUACACAAGCCCUACCCUGUUUAUAGACCUGAGGAAGCUGAAUGUAUGGUCUUGUGGAACCAUUCGUCCCAACGGAGUGGGUUUUCCCACAACAAAAGUAAACGACAUGCCUAAGAGGGCUGAAAGGGGUACCAUACGAUGGAUUCGUAAAGAUGACCUGCUCUUUGUGAAGUGGAUGGAUGCCAGAGAGGUGGUCAUGUGCUCCAGUAUCCACAAAUCGUACAGUGGCGAUCACAUCCGCAGGCGUGCGAAGGACGCUAAUGGGACAUGGACAAAGAAAGAUGUCCCCGUUCCAGCUGCUGUGAAGGAUUACAAUAAGAGCAUGGGAGGUGUGGACCUGUCAGACGCGCUGAUAGGCUACUACAAUGUUCUCCACAAGACAAUGAAAUGGUACAAGACAUUGUUUUAUCACUUCAUCGACAUUGCUGUGGUGAAUGCAUUCAUCCUCCAGAAGGAAAAGGCUAAGAUCUGUGGACAGACCCCCAUGAGACAGCUAGCCUUCAGAGAGCUGCUCAUCCAGGAGCUUGCUGACUACGGCACAAAGUCCACUGCAGCACCUUCUGUCCUCUCUACCUCUGUCCCCUCUACCUCUGUCCGCUCUACUCCUGCCUCCAGUGAUGUUCACCUGCCAAAAUACAUCACUGCAGACCUGAAUGUGCCUCAGGGCCAAAAGGGCUCAAUAGGGAGGCGUCGUUGUACUCUGUGCCACAAGAAAUCUCCCAUCACCUGCACUACUUGUGCUGUUACCCUCUGCUUUACAACAGAGAGAGACUGCUAUGGACCUUGGCAUCAGCAGCUCAAUCUGGUGUAGAGGUGUUACCCUCUGCUUUACAACAGAGAGAGACUGCUAUGGGCCUUGGCAUCAGCAGCUCAAUCUGGUGUAGAGGUGUUACCCUCUGCUUUACAACAGAGAGAGACUGCUAUGGGCCUUGGCAUCAGCAGCUCAAUCUGGUUUAGAGGUGUUACCCUCUGCUUUACAACAGAGAGAGACUGCUAUGGGCCUUGGCAUCAGCAGCUCAAUCUGGUGUAGAGGUGUUACCCUCUGCUUUACAGCAGAGAGAGACUGCUAUGGGACUUGGCAUCAGCAGCUCAAUCUGGUGUAGAGGACUGUGGGUGUUCUGAAUACUCUAAUUGUAAGUAGUGUUUUUUCUCCCUCAGUUUGUGGUGUUACACUUAUGACAUUAGAUCAGUGUUGGCUGCUAACGUGGCCGGUUAUCUUAAAUUGUUCACUUCUGUGUUUUGGGAGGCAUUGGUUCAGCGUUCUCGUCGCGUCUCCUGUUAGUAACUUUUAUGUCGGGAUGCUAAUGAUCCAUUACGUAUGACAUUCCUGGGAGUGUGUAAACUUUAUUAUUAAAGCAUUUUAGUAUGUUCUCUAUAGGUAUGUACUUUCAAAUGGACCAAUUUGUCCACUUGGGUACAUUUGGGAAAACUCGUGAGGGACACCUGGGAAACUUCAUACCAAAUAUUAUGUAGCUCUCUCAUUCUUGAGUGUAACUUUGCACACACAUUGUUACCCUGUUGUUGACAACAACUGAAUUAUAGAAAACCAAUAUUUUUUUUAUUUUUUACUAUGGUGGUCUAUUCUCCUGCAUUAUUCUCACCCCUCCACAGACUUAUAAGUGGUUCCAUUCAAAUAGUAUCAAGAAUCAGCAUAUCCUUUCUUCAGGUCUAUCAGGUCUAGCUAUGCAGGUAUGGAUCCAUCCAGUCUAAAUGGAUAUUUUAACACCAGUCUUUAAUUUGUCCUUAAAGGGGUAGUUCAAUGUGAAGUUUGAUUUCCUUUUUAAAUAUUAUUUUAUUGGUAUGUACAUAACAUUUCCAUACAACUUUUUUUACUUGUACAGUUUAGCUGAACGCAACAUGUUUGAGGGAUCCCGUCCUUCUGCUGAACAUGAUGAAUAUUCUCUUUGGAAUCUCGUUCGUCUGAACUCCUGUUGAGAAAAGGAAUAGCUGACUUCAGCAGAGGGCUACGUAACCUGUCAUAAAGGCUACAUAUGUUAUGUCUAACUACCUCCAUGUGCCUGCCUGGUAUCUGGUCCCCACCCAGACACCAGGCAGGUGAAGCUUUUGCCUUAGGUUUCCUCUGUAUGUGGCUGAACAGGGAGUCGUGAUGCCAACUAGACUGGUCCUGAUGGUGGUACCAGACUGGUCACUAGAAGAUGCCUGUUACUGAACUACCACAAGGUUUCUGCCCCCCUGGUUGAGGUCCUAGUGUCUGCCGUGUUUGGAAAGAGCUCGUUGGCUGCUGAAGUGUUGCUGUGCUGGUGGAGCGGGAAGCUCUCCUGUUGUACACCGGCAAGCCCUCUUGCACUCCUGUUUGGUCAGCAAGGAAGUGAGACAUCUUGUUGGAACUGGGGAAAACCAGGCCAAGUCAAUUCAACCCAGUGACUGUUUUGAUGUAUAAAUAAAUCUACAAAUUAA